Molecule: messenger RNA, 435 nt
Organism: Pieris brassicae (large cabbage white)
Lineage: Eukaryota; Metazoa; Arthropoda; Insecta; Lepidoptera; Pieridae
Product: tetra-peptide repeat homeobox protein 1-like
Exons: 3
Coding region: 1-435 (144 amino acids)
Source: RefSeq, a predicted model, not a curated record
AUGGUGGACUUGGACAUGGCUAUGGUUGCAGUACCUGUUCCAGUGGACCGUCCCUACCCAGUUGCUGUUCCCAGGCCUUACCCAGUCACUGUGGAGAAGCACGUUCCAGUACCAGUAGACAGGCCAGUACCAGUGCCUGUUCCUCAUGCUGUACCCUACCCAGUUGUGAAACAGGUUGGUGUACCAGUCCCAGCUCCUUACCCCGUACCAGUAGCUAAGCCAGUAGCUGUUCCUGUACCCCACCCAGUUGCUGUUCCAGUGUCAUCUGGCAUAAUCUCCUCAGGAAUCGGCUUAGGAUACUCUGGCGGCUACGGAGGUGGUUACGGAGGUGGUUACGGAGGUGGAUACGGAGGUUCAUACGGAGGUGGAUAUGGCGGUUCGUACGGAAGCGGAUACGGAGGUAGCUAUGGAAGCCAUGGCCACAAGAUCUGGUAA